Molecule: messenger RNA, 2122 nt
Organism: Capsicum annuum
Lineage: Eukaryota; Viridiplantae; Streptophyta; Magnoliopsida; Solanales; Solanaceae
Product: probable galacturonosyltransferase 12
Exons: 6
Coding region: 166-1779 (537 amino acids)
Molecular function (GO): polygalacturonate 4-alpha-galacturonosyltransferase activity
Source: RefSeq, a predicted model, not a curated record
AGGUGUAUUCUGCAUUCUACUCCACCUCUUCUCUGAGUUCUUGUCUGCCUAAUUAAUGACUAGGCCAAAAAAGUAGUAACAUAUUUGUUAUAGCCAAAGUUCAAAGCACUUGGCUUUUUCUGCCUAUUUUUGGGUAGAUUGAUCAAGUUUUCACUUUGUUAUUGAAUGAUAAAAGCAAUGCAGCUUCACAUAUCACCAAGUCUGAGACAUGUAACUGUUCUGCCUGCUAAAGGUGUCAAAGAGUUCAUUAAAGUUAAAGUUGGCUCCAAAAGAUUGUCGUAUCGUAUGGUCUUUUACUGCCUCCUGUUCCUUACAUUCCUGCUCCGGUUUGUUUUCGUGUUAACUGCUAUAGAUACCAUCGAUGGAGAGCGAAAAUGUUCCACCUUAGGUUGCUUAGGGAAAAGAAUUGGACCAAGGAUUUUGGGGAAACGCCUUGAAUCAACUGUCCCCGAGGUGAUAUACCAAGUAUUGGAGGAGCCUUCAGAACAAAUUGAUACUCAGACAAGGCCUGAAUCUCCUCAAACGUUGGAAGAGUUUAUUGCAGAAAUGAAGAAUGGAAGACCAGACGCGAAAACCUUUGCUGUCAAGCUUAAAGCGAUGGUCACUCAGCUAGAAGAAAGGACAAGAACUGCAAAAAUCCAAGAAUAUCUGUAUCGGCAUGUGGCAUCUAGUAGCAUCCCGAAACAGCUGCACUGCCUUGCUCUCAAGCUAGCACAUGAGCAUUCCACAAAUUCCAAUGCCCGUCUUCAGUUACCAUCGCCUGCGCUUGUCCCCGCCCUUGUUGAUAACUCCUACUUCCAUUUCGUCCUUGCCUCUGACAAUAUUCUUGCUGCUUCUGUCGUUGCAUCAUCACUCGUGCAGAAUUUCAACCGCCCUGAAAAGAUAGUCCUUCACAUUAUCACGGAUAGGAAAACGUAUGCACCUAUGCAUGCUUGGUUUUCGUUGCAUCCUUUGACACCAGCUAUCAUUGAGGUUAAAGGGUUGCAUCAUUUCGAUUGGUUCACAAAGGGGAAGGUCCCGGUUAUGGAAGCUAUGGAGAAAGACCAAAAAGCCAGGUCACAGUUUAGAGGAGGGUCAUCAGCAAUUGUAGCAAACAAAACCGAGAAGCCUAAAAUCAUUGCAGCAAAAUUGCAAGCCCUCAGUCCCAAGUAUAACUCACUGAUGAAUCACAUACGGAUACAUUUGCCUGAGCUGUUUCCCAGCCUGGAUAAGGUAGUGUUCCUGGACGAUGACAUUGUGGUUCAAACGGAUCUUUCACCUCUAUGGAACAUCGACAUGAAUGGAAAAGUGAAUGGAGCCGUAGAAACAUGCAGAGGGGAGGACAAAUACGUCAUGUCAAAGCGCUUCAAAAGCUAUUUAAAUUUUUCUCAUCCAUUGAUAGCAAAACACUUUGAUCCAAGUGAAUGCGCGUGGGCCUAUGGCAUGAACAUUUUCGAUCUUGAAGCGUGGAGGAAAACAAAUAUAAGUCGAACAUAUUACUACUGGCUCCAACAGAACUUGAUGUCAGACCUAAGUUUGUGGCAGCUAGGGACAUUACCUCCUGGUCUAAUUGCAUUCCAUGGACACGUCCACCCCAUCGGUCCAUUUUGGCACAUGCUCGGACUAGGAUACCAAGACAAUACAACCAUAGCAGAAGCUAAAACUGCUGGUGUAAUUCACUUCAAUGGUCGAGCAAAACCUUGGCUCGAUAUAGCAUUCCCACAACUUCGACCUUUGUGGACCAAAUACGUUAACUUCUCUGAUAAACUUAUCAAAAGCUGUCAUAUUAGAGCGUCCUGAAACGAGUUGACAAAAGCGUAUCAUUGAUAAAGGGAGAGGACUAAGUUAGCGGAGAGUUCACGCGAAUGGAAAGGCCUCCAAUUCCUGAUGAGAGAUGGCGAUAGCCCUCAGCUUCACACGCUGAAACUCUUCGCGAUCACUUGAAUUUCUGGUUCUCUGAUGUAUUUUAUUUUGCAGUUUAGAUUCUAUACAACAUGAUGAAUUCUUUCAACAAAAAAUGUCAUAUACGGAUAGUCAAAACAAAGCGCUCUCUUCAGCAGUGCGAAGCUAUAUAUAUCAUGCAGAAUUAGCAAAUAAUAAACGAUGGAAAUAACAAGGAAUGAAAAUAUUCAUUACUCUCUGA